This is a messenger RNA of Prosopis cineraria, 1899 nucleotides long. RefSeq lists its product as uncharacterized. Lineage: Eukaryota; Viridiplantae; Streptophyta; Magnoliopsida; Fabales; Fabaceae. The record is from RefSeq and is a predicted model, not a curated record. The transcript has 10 exons. Gene Ontology annotation, molecular function: protein binding. The coding region runs from base 1 to 1899 and encodes 632 amino acids.
AUGACCAUCCAAGAGGCAACUGAAGGUGGUUGGCAUAGGAAUCCUCGGGGGAAAGGAAAUAUUCCAAGAAGUGUUGAAAACUUGACAAUGCUAGAAAUGUUGGAUCUUUCUGAUAAUAACUUGGAAGGAAAUACUCCUCAAACAAUUGGUUAUCUAACAAACCUUAAAAUUAUAUAUUUAGGUGCUAACAAGUUGUCUGGUGAAAUACCAAGGAAUAUUGGAAAGUUGACAAAACUUCAUGCGCUAGACCUCAGUGCAAACAAUAUAGAAGGUCAUAUACCACAAGGUAUUGGACAAGUGGCUAUGCUCCAAGAUUUACGUCUUUUCAAAAAUAAUUUACAAGGAAAUAUUCCAAGAAGUGUUGAAAACAUGACAAUGCUAGAAACGUUGGGUCUUUCUCACAAUAACUUGGAAGGGUUCACUGGAAUUUCCAGUGCAGAAGACCCUAAUUCGAAAAAAUACUGGGAAGAAUUGACUGUGAAUUUUUGCUUGAAAAUUGGACUGACUUGUAAAGAACUUGGUGAAAAUUAUAUUGAAUUUAGAGAUCAAUACUUAGAGUUUUUAGCAUCUUCUUCUCUUGCCAACACCAUAGUUGAUAAUUCUGCAAUCUUUGACAGUAUGGCUGAUCAAUUGCAUGCUAAUGAACAUGAAAUACCUGCUAGGAGGAGUAUUAGAGAGAUGGUAGCACCUACUGACACAUUUAGACCUAGUGGUGAGGAUCCUAAUAGGCAUGUUCAAAUACUUGAGAGGGUUUGUUCAACCAUGAAGCCUCCCACAGCAAACUUGGAGAAUUUGAUGCUCAAGUGUCCAUACUUGAAUGUGGGCAAGAAGUUCCUCAUUGAUUAUUUUCAUGUGGGGUUGCAAAUCCAUGAUAGAGAGACCAUAGAUGCUGCUGCAAAUAGUUCUCUAUUAGAUCUUCCACUGGAUGAUGCAUGGGCCUUGUUGGAGAAGCUUGAUAUCUACUCUCAAUUGGAUUUUUUCAAGAUGUCUAUCUCCAAUCCUCUACAAGCUCAAAUUGCUUCUAUGUCCAAUGCUCUAGUGGUUUCUAUUUGUGGUAUAUGCAAUUCCACAAUGCAUGUCACCUCUAAUUGCAUGCAUGCUCAAGAUGUUGGGGCUAUGUAUCAACAACAAAGGCCCUACAAUUAUCAACAUAAUCAAGGGGCAAUGAAUAAUUUUGAGGCUAACUAUAGGAGCACCUAUAACCCAAGUUGGAGGCAACACCCUAACUUUAGCUACAAGGGUAAUCAAGAGAUUGUGCAAGCUAAGAAUUCUCAAGUGAUCCCUAUUCAAGAUGGUGGGGUUGAUAAACAAAUGUAUUCCUACCUUGAGAGGAUAGUUGAUGCUAUGUUUUCCAUGGGCCAAAAGUUUGAUUCCUAUGUGUCUAGAGCAGAAUUGAAAAUGGAUAUAUUGCUAAAGAGGAUGGAUAAUCUUGAAUCAAAACAACAAAGCACUAAUUUGGUGGUGCAACAAUUUGGAAAUUCAAAUAGCAUUAGCCAAGCUCAAGGAAGUGGAAACCUUCCAACUCAACCUGUCAUCAAUCUAAAGAGCCUUAGUGCAAUUGAGUUAAGGAGUGGAAGAAUUCUUGAAUCCAUUCCAAGUGCCUCAAACCAUGGUGGAAGCAAGCCUAAUGAGGUUAUUUCAAGGAAUUCUCAAAUUUGUAAAGGAAGCCCACUUUCUCUUGAUUCUCCACGUGAUUCCACUUGCUGUGACAGCAAGAUAAAUGUGCAUCCAAGUGCCUCACAUAGCCUCAAGAACAUGCCUCCUACCUCUCUAAGUCCUCAAGUAAUUGAUGGUAAGGAUGAUUCUAUUAAAGAGAUUGUAGUUGAGGAUGAAAAUGGGGCAAGAUCAGCCCUACAUGCUCAAGCAAAAGAGGCAAAAUUGAGCUCAAAUCAAGGCUAA